AUCUGGCCAGUGGCUUCCAUUCACUUUCCUAUUGUAUUACACUGCAGCAGAUAUGCUGUAAUAAGUUCCCCAGAACACCAAAAGAAAAAUCCCCGCGUGCAUCUCAUAACACUCUUCCUCGUCCAAAGCUCACCGUAUAUGUAAUUUAUACACACACACACAACAAGCACACGCAUCAAUACUAUAUCAAUACUAUAUAUUUCUUUUUUCUACCCUGGUUUUGCUUCUUAUACACGCAACUCAUGGUAGCUCCGCCAGGCCUCAACGCCGCCGCCACCGCAUUCCUCUUCCUCCUCACCAUCACCGUCGUCCGCUCCGACAAGCUCAAAACAUUCAAGGGCUCCUACGGCGUCACACGUUCCUUUGACGACAACAUCGACUACUACUACAGGAUCCUUAAACUAGACAAAAAUGCAACCAUACACAACAACGCUAUUCAGCUCACUCCGGACAGCUCCGGCAGCGGCGACAUAGUCCCCAAACAGAACCAGUCCGGCAGAGCCUUCUUGCCGCAAAAAUUCAAGCUCUGGAACGGAGACAGCAACACGACAAGAUUAGCUUCUUUCAACUCCUCGUUUCUUAUAAAUAUUUUCAGGCCUACCAAUGAUACUCCCGGUGAAGGCUUGGCUUUCUUUAUAGCUCCCAAUCUAAACUUGCCGUUGAAUAGUUAUGGUCAAUAUCUUGGUUUGACUAAUGCUUCUACGGAUAGCGAGGCUAGCAAUAAGAUUGUUGCGGUUGAGUUGGAUACAGCGAAGCAAGAUUUCGAUCCGGAUGAUAAUCAUGUUGGGCUUAAUAUAAACUCUGUUAGAUCAGUGAAGACUACUUCGUUGUCUCGGUUUGGGAUCGAGCUUGUGCCGAAGGGGACUAGGUUGUAUAAUGUGUGGGUGAAUUAUGACGGUGUGAAGAAGGUUCUAGAAGUUUACAUUGCGAAUUCUUCGAUAGAUGGGCCCACGCCGGCUAUGCCUGGUGAGCCUGUUUUGAAGCAAGAUCUGAAUCUGGCGCUUUAUGUUGAGCAGGAAUCGUAUUUUGGGUUUUCUGCGUCUACGGGGAGUGAUAUUCAGUUGAAUUGUGUGCGGAAAUGGAACCUCACGGUGACGUCUUACGUGAAAGAUGAAGUUCCGGUGUUGGCGAUUGCGUUGGGCGUGGGGAUUCCGGUGGUUGUGUUGUUGGUUGUGGGGGCGGGAUUUAUGGUGGUUUAUUUGAGGAAGAAGCGGAGGAAGAGGGGGAACAUUUCGUCGAAUAUCUUGGGGGCACUUCGGAGUUUGCCAGGGACACCGAGAGAGUUUAAGUUUAGGGAUUUGAAGAAAGCUACGAAUAAUUUUGAUGAUAAGUUUAAGUUGGGACAGGGGGGGUAUGGGGUUGUGUAUAGGGGUGUUUUGCCUGAUGAGGAGAAUUUGGAGGUGGCUGUCAAGUGGUUUUCCAGGGAAAGUCUUAAGGGCGAGGAUGAUUUCUUGGCCGAGCUUACGAUCAUCAAUCGGCUACGACACAAACAUCUUGUUCGGCUGCUUGGAUGGUGUUACAAGAACGAAAAGCUACUACUCUUGUAUGAAUACAUGCCUAAUGGAAGCCUUGACAUGCACCUCUUUGCGGAACCUGGAAAGCAGCCACUGAGCUGGGCACUGCGGUACAAAAUCGUCUCCGGGGUUGCCUCAGCUCUGCAUUAUCUUCAUAAUGAAUAUGAUGUAAGAGUGGUUCAUCGUGAUGUCAAAGCCAGCAAUAUCAUGCUUGAUUCCAACUUUAAUGCCCGGCUUGGCGACUUUGGCCUUGCACGUGCCCUGGACAAUGAAAAGACCUCUUAUAUGGAGGCUGAGGGAGUGCUAGGCACAGUUGGAUACAUCGCGCCAGAGUGUUUCCACACAGGAAGGGCCACCCAGAGAUCAGAUGUGUAUGCCUUUGGAGCCGUGCUGAUUGAAGUAGUAUGCGGACAGAGGCCUGGCACUAAAAUAGGCGGUUUUCAGUUCUUAGUAGACUGGGUUUGGUUUUUACAUCGAGACGGACGUAUACUUGACGCCGUCGAUGAAAGACUUGCUGGUGAUUAUGUAGCUGAGGAAGCUGAAAGGCUGUUGCUACUAGGGUUGGCUUGUUCACACCCAAUAGCCCAUGAAAGGCCUAAAACGCAAACCAUAGUUCAGAUUCUACUAGGGAACAUGCCAGUGCCACAUGUUCCACCAUUCAAGCCAGCUUUCAUAUGGCCUGCAAUGGGGCCAAUUGAAGAUGAUGAUCUUAGUCUGGCCACUACACUCGACACCACAUCCAUGACAACGUCGAAUUUAGGGUCAGCAUGGAGUACACAAAAUAUGGGCAAAGAUAGCCAUGAGCAAUCUCUGGUAUAAUUCUUUUUGUAAACAGAUGCUACGGACUACGGAGGGUGUGAUUUUUAGUUUUUCUUCACUUUUCAUGUAAACUUUCUCUUCUUUUUUUGUCAUUUUCUUUUCUUAAGUUUUUUCUUGUGGACCAAUUAAGAGGGUAAAGAGUGGUACGUGUACAAUUGUACUGGUGGUAUGAUUUUUAAUUUUUUUAGUCUCCCACUCUCCUUGUACUCGUACUUGUUAGGUUGUAUCAACUGUCUUCCAAGAAGAUAUAAUUAUUUGAACAUGAAGGUUUCGCAUA
This is a messenger RNA of Daucus carota subsp. sativus, 2610 nucleotides long. Its product is annotated as probable L-type lectin-domain containing receptor kinase S.5. The transcript is spliced from 2 exons. Gene Ontology annotation, cellular component: plasma membrane. Bases 243 to 2333 code for a protein of 696 amino acids. Gene Ontology annotation, molecular function: ATP binding; protein kinase activity; carbohydrate binding. Gene Ontology annotation, biological process: protein phosphorylation. The record is from RefSeq and is a predicted model, not a curated record. NCBI's taxonomy places the organism in Eukaryota, Viridiplantae, Streptophyta, Magnoliopsida, Apiales, Apiaceae.